UUAUGCACGUGUUUACAUUUUUUAACUCUCUCAAACACCUACAAAUUUCAUCGACAAAAAAUUCGUCUAACACCAUAAUGGAAACUCCCGAAGAUUGUCCACCGGCUGAAAAAAAGUUAAAAGAAACUGAAAGUGAAGAAAACACAACUCCCAAAAUACCAGCUGCCUUAGAAAAUAAUCCCGGCUUUACACCACCCACUCCAUUUAGUAAAAAUCAACUGAAAAAACAAAGAAAAUUAGCACAAUACGAACAAGUACGCAAAGAAAGACGUCAAAAGGAAAAGGAGAGACAAAAGCAAAAACGUAAAGAAGCAGCUGAGAAAGGAUUGCCCAUAAGGACAGGACCUUCACGUAAAGAACUUAAGAAAAAGCAACAGGCGGCUGUUGAAAAUGAAAAUGCACUACGUAUAGCUAUCGAUUUGGAUUGUGAUGAUAUGAUGAGCGAACGAGAUGUGGCAAAAUGUGUAAAACAAUGUCUGCGCAUCUAUACGAUUAAUAGGAGAUCAGAGAAACCAGUGCAAUUACAUUUAACGGGUAUUAAAUCGGAAGGUAAUAUACACAAGUGUCUCAAGAAAAAUGAUGGCUGGGAAAAUUGGCAGCUGAAGUAUCAUUUUGAUGAGGAUCACCUAAAAGUCUUUCAACCUAAUAGCCAAUUAGUGUAUUUAACUAGUGAAUCGGAUAAUGUACUUGAAACACUAGAGCCUUCUAAUGUUUAUUGUAUUGGUGGUCUGGUAGAUCAUAAUCAUCAUAAAAACUAUUGUCAUGACAAAGCUACCAGGGAGGGCUUACGUACGGCCCGUUUGCCUUUGGGAGAAAAUGUGGAUAUGAAAACUAGAACUGUAUUGACUACAUAUCAUGUUUUUGAAAUCCUGGUACGUGUGGCCGAAGGCAAAAGUUGGGCUGAUGCUAUUUUACAAACUAUACCACCCAGAAAGGGUGCUAAACUUAAGGAGGGUGCAGUUCUAAAAGGAACUGAGAAUGUAGUUGAUGAAUCUGUUAAAACUUUAGAUCUUCCGGUACAGGAUGUAGCUAUUAAUACUUGCCAAGUAGAGAAAAAUGAAGGCAAUGACAGUUGACAUCCAGUUUGUUAAUAAAUUCAGAAAAAUUAAAAAAAAAUAAA
Lucilia sericata (common green bottle fly) is the source of this 1120-nucleotide messenger RNA. Its product is annotated as tRNA methyltransferase 10 homolog A. Lineage: Eukaryota; Metazoa; Arthropoda; Insecta; Diptera; Calliphoridae. The record is from RefSeq and is a predicted model, not a curated record. Gene Ontology annotation, cellular component: nucleoplasm; nucleus. Bases 3 to 1076 code for a protein of 357 amino acids. Gene Ontology annotation, molecular function: tRNA binding. Gene Ontology annotation, biological process: tRNA N1-guanine methylation. The transcript has 2 exons.